Molecule: messenger RNA, 1894 nt
Organism: Leptidea sinapis
Lineage: Eukaryota; Metazoa; Arthropoda; Insecta; Lepidoptera; Pieridae
Product: UDP-glucosyltransferase 2-like
Exons: 4
Coding region: 80-1564 (494 amino acids)
Molecular function (GO): UDP-glycosyltransferase activity
Source: RefSeq, a predicted model, not a curated record
GAUUAGACGAAGAAUUUUAGCCAUUUUAGUGUUUGUGGUUCAAUUGGGAAAUGCAGCGCGAAUACUGGCGGUGCUCCCGAUGCCAUCAAUCAGCCAUCAAUUGGCAUUCCGUCCAGUUAUUCAUGGUUUAGUAAAAAGAGGGCACGAAGUGACAGUUAUUACUCCGGAUCCAGCCUUUAAUGAAACAAGUACUCUCGCAAAUUUAACAGAAAUAGAUGUCCAUGAUGUAUCAUAUUCAAUAAUGCGUGAAGUUUUUAAGCAAGUUAGAGGUGAGAGGAUGGGUUUUGGAGAGACUGCAAAACAUAUGCUUGAACUACUUUUAUUUGUGUUUGAACAACAGCUGAGACAACCUCAAGUGCAAAAAUUAUUGAAUACUGACAAAAAUGAUUUUGAUCUUAUAAUUACUGAAUCUUUGUAUCGAACUGCUCUCUGCUUUGGUCAUUUAUAUAAAGCCCCUAUUAUACAAAUUAGCUCCAUGGGUACAAUAGAAGAUAUAUACAAAAGGUUUGGUGCACCUAACCAUCCUUUAUUGUAUCCUUUACCCAUGGCGCAAAGGAUUUAUAAUCUUUCAUUUACUGAAAAAAUAACUGCACUUUGGAAUGGAGCGCUAGGAGAAUAUGCGUUUUCUUCCACAGUAGAUAUUGAACGAGAAGUAAUGAAGAAAUAUUUUGGUGACGAUUUGCCCAGCUAUAGUGAUUUAGAAAAAAAUGUACAACUUUUAUUUUUGAAUGAACAUCCACUUUGGGCAAAUAACCGACCUGUUCCACCGAAUAUAGUAUUUAUUGGUGGUAUACACGAAAGACCUGAGGUCAAAUUAUCAAAAGAUCUAUUAAAUCUUUUAGACUCCUCAAAAAAUGGCAUAAUUUAUGUUAGUUUUGGAUCUAAUGUGCAAACAUCCUUCCUACCAUCGCAAAAAAUUACAAUUAUGUUGGAAGCUUUCUCUCAACUUCCAUUUGAUGUAUUACUAAAAUGGGAAAAAGAUGAUAUUUUACCCGGUCUCCCUGCAAACGUAAAAGUUUUCAAAUGGUUCCCUCAAUCAGAACUUUUAAAACAUCCAAAGAUAAAACUUUUUAUAACACAAGGCGGACUUCAGUCAACGGAUGAAGCUAUCAAUGCAGGAGUCCCGCUAGUAGGAAUACCUAUGAUGGCAGACCAAUACUACAAUGUUGAGAAAUAUGUUCAUCUCGGCAUUGGCUUGCAACUGGAUAUAAAUACACUAACUUUUGAUGAAUUUAAAAACUCUGUAGAGACAAUUUUAUACGAAGGAAGAUUCAAAACCAAUAUACUGAGACUUCGAGGUAUUAUGAGAGAUCAUCCAGUCAAGCCAUUAGACUUGGCAAUUUGGUGGGUUGAACAUAUUUUGGAAUACGGCGGUUCACAUCUACGAUCACCAGCUGCAGGAAUUUCAUGGACAGAGUACUAUGAAAUCAAAUUGAUAAUAACUAUAUUAAUAAUUAUUGUAUUAACUGUUGUGGCAUUGUUGUCUUUGGUAUGUUAUUUUAUUAUAUUAGGGAAGAAUUCACUUUCAAUUAUUAUAAACGGAAAAAAGAAUAAAGUUGAUUAAAAUAGAAAAGGUAUGUGAUUUUUAUUAGUAAUUAUAUAAAAUUGAUCUGGAGUGUAUUUUAAAUGAAAUAGUUACAAGGAUGCCAUCUGAAAAUCUUAUUUUACUUUUAAUGUCAGUAGUUAGGAAUAUGGCUCAAUAAAUAUGAUAAAACACCUUGGCAUUUUCGAGUUUAAUUUUAACUUGAAAUGAGGUAUUAAGGUACAAUUUGUAUUCACACAAUUAAUGCUAAUUUUGUAACUAUAAUUAUUUCAGGUUUACUAGGAAAUUUUAAGUAGACAUUAUUGAUUAAACGAGGUUAACAGACAAAUCAAACUUAUCUUUAUUCGACUG